CUCGCACUCCGGCCGCCGGCGCCCCGCGGUCCCGCCCCAGCAGGCUCCCUCCCGGGCCCCUCCCCGCUCCCUCCGCUCUCUCGCUGCUCAGUCACAUCUUCCCCUGCCUUCCACCCCGAGGGACGAUGUUGAGGCUCAGCUGGGGAUACCGCGAGCACAACGGUCGUAUUCACUGGAAGGAAUUUUUCCCUAUUGCUGAUGGUGAUCAGCAAUCUCCGAUUGAGACUAAAACCAAAGAAGUGAAAUAUGACUCUUCCCUCCGACCACUUAGUAUCAAGUAUGACCCAAGGUCAGCUAAAAUCAUCAGCAACAGCGGCCAUUCCUUCAAUAUUGACUUUGAUGACACAGAGAACAAAUCAGUUCUGCGUGGUGUUCCUCUCACUGGAAGCUACAGGUUACGGCAGUUUCACCUUCACUGGGGGUCUGCUGAUGAUCAUGGCUCCGAGCACAUAGUAGAUGGAGUGAGCUAUGCUGCAGAGCUCCAUGUUGUUCAUUGGAAUUCAGACAAAUACCCCAGCUUUGUUGAGGCAGCUCAUGAACCAGAUGGACUGGCUGUCUUGGGAGUGUUUUUACAGAUUGGUGAACCUAAUUCCCGACUGCAAAAGAUUACUGACAUUUUGGAUUCCAUUAAAGAAAAGGGUAAACAAACUCGAUUCACAAAUUUUGACCCAUUAUCUCUGCUUCCACCAUCCUGGGACUACUGGACAUAUCCUGGUUCUCUCACAGUUCCACCUCUUCUUGAGAGUGUCACAUGGAUUGUUUUAAAGCAACCUAUAAACAUCAGCUCUCAACAGCUGGCCAAAUUUCGCAGUCUCCUGUGCACAGCAGAGGGUGAAGCAGCAGCUUUUCUAGUGAGCAAUCACCGCCCACCACAGCCUCUGAAGGGCCGCAAAGUGAGAGCCUCUUUCCAUUAAAAAUUGUCACCAGUGAACUCCCCCAAACAUGGCUGUGGAGAGACAAUGAAACAAAUCAAAGCACAAAAGUAUCUGCCAACAUCUCCUUUGUGGAAUUCUAAUUUAUAGGAAACAUUUUACUAUGAGCCUCAGUGUCACAAAGAAAAC
Molecule: messenger RNA, 1061 nt
Organism: Pongo pygmaeus (Bornean orangutan)
Lineage: Eukaryota; Metazoa; Chordata; Mammalia; Primates; Hominidae
Product: carbonic anhydrase 13-like
Exons: 7
Coding region: 126-914 (262 amino acids)
Cellular component (GO): cytoplasm; cytosol
Molecular function (GO): carbonate dehydratase activity; zinc ion binding
Source: RefSeq, a predicted model, not a curated record